UGUGCAGGGUGGAGGAAUGCUCCGGGCUGUGGGAGAGGGGUUCGCGCAGGAUCGCCUGCCCCAUCCCCGGGGCACUGGGCUUCCUCCGGGAGGGUUUCGCUGCUGCUCCCGUGGGUACCCGGGCGAAAGGGGCAGCCCCCAAAGGGCAGCUCAGGACUCGUGUGUUCGUGUGUGCGCGUGUUCGUGUGAGCAGAGCUACCUCUAGUGGCCGCGGUUGCACGCCGGGCUCGGCCCCGAGGUCCGCUCCGGUACCGGGCGCUGCCUGCGGGAUGGAGCAUGGCAGGGGGGGACCCGCCCGUGAGGAUUGCUUUCAUAAGCUGGAUGCGGUGUAUCCAGUGCCUCUGUUUGCAUCCUCUGUUUGAAUGACCAGCUAGGAAAAAGCAUGCAAGUAACUCAUAGUCUAUUUUCCUUCUCCUGCAGCUCUCGGAGGCCCUAGAUGGGCCUUCCAUCGUCCUUUGCGCAGACACAGGGGUGGUGAAGGGCUGCAGGUUCACUGUGGGGUGAAUGGAGCGGGCUCCUGGGGAGCAGCAGGGAUGGGGAACUGCCCAGAGCCAGCAAAGGACGUUUCUAGAGACUUCAGCAGGCUUAAUGGAGCUGUUGUCUGGGGAUAGGGAAUUUAGGGAGUUUAUUAAGGAGCUGGUCUUGAUCAGGAAAAGGAGCGAUGAGAUGGGAACAAAGAGAAAGAAAGUUUCUGCCCACAGUACCCAGCUGGGAUGAAUGAACUCCUGCAGUGGGCAGGAGAAAGGCGUGGAUGAGGGGAAAUCACACCUGGGGAGCCACAGAGCCCUUCUGCAGGGCCAAGCGGAGCCCCCUCCCCAGGCAGGAGUCGCUCUGGCUUAACCAGGAGUGUCAGCCCAGAGCUUGUAGCACCUGAGCCAGCACAUCUCCACCUGCAGCGAGCCAGAUGUGCUUGGGGAAGGCAAGGGCUCCAGGGAAAACUGGAAGGCACAGAGGAAGAAGGGAUUUUCCAUGUGCCACCUCCAUCAAAACAGGUUCCCACAGGGUAGAACCACUGCAUCCGUGAGGACUGAAGUGCCCUUCAGCCUGGCCCUGGUGCUGUCUUGCCACCCCCGAGCAGCUCAAUGUUCAGCUCUGUGCCUUGGCAGCCCCAGCCCCACAGCAGGUUUGAUGGUUAUGGGCACUGGCAAGCUGGAGAGGAGCACAUCCAAACACGUCAAAGGUUGGACAGCCUGAAAUUUCCAUGCCGUGUAAUGCCCAUCUAACAGGAACAGAGCUGAAUCCCCCAGCAGCCCCACCUGAAGGCUGUGGGAUGCUCUGGGCAGCAAGCUUUCUCCUGAAGGCCUUCUGCUCUUUGGGGUUGGGUCAGCGCCACACAACGUGCCCAAUGUGCAGGUACACGUUCCUUGCAGCUGGAGCUGUGAAUGCAAGUAACUGCUAUUAUAUGCAACAUGUUGGUGCGGGCUUUGUCGAGAUGAAAGAUGGCUCUGAGUCCUUUAUGGGCUUCUCUUUUUGUCUCCUUUAUCCCGGCCUACAGGCUGUGCCACGCAGCUUGCACCUGCAGAACCAGGGAGGAGUGUGCAGAUGGGCUUUUAUUGAGGCCUUCCAGAGAAAAACUGAACUUUGAAGCUAAUCCCUUGGAUAACAUCAAGCUGUGUUCUCCCAGGAGAACACAAACAGCCAUUCCACAACUGAUGCGUUUGAUGUCUAAAAGUGGGAUUUACUGUUUUGCCUGACUGAUUUUCAGGAUGCACUAUUUGACUCCAUUUACCACUUAAAUUCAUAUGGCAUUGUAUCCCCAGGUGCAUAGAUACAUGGAAAGCAUAGGAAGGGAUGAGCAGAGGGUGCGAGCAGUGCAGAAUCUCAGUGCUGGCUUGUGGUUACCCCAAAUGUUUUCUGCUGGGUGCAGAGAUUGCAAUUUUAGGGCAACUGCACCGUGCAUUUGGUGUUUGGAUACUGACCAGAGAGAGACUUCCAUCAAGGCAAACACUUUGCAAGGGACACUGCCCCCCAAACGCUUAUGAUCACAAUAGUCAGAAUAGAGGUGAGUGCAGUCUGUGUACUGACCAGUCAGCAACUGUGCACAGGCCAGGACACAGCCAGAAAUGGAUAUCACCUCUUGCACUUGGGAGGGAUGUGUCUGUUGGGAGGGAGAGAAUGUCCCUGGCCACCCCUCCUGCUAUCUGCAGUGCCUUGGAUCUGGCUGAGAGGUGCCAGAAGGGCAGUAAGCUCCAGGCAGCUCGGUGAGGUGCAGGCAGAUGUGAGGUCCCAACAGCAGGGAGCUGUCUCUGCUUUGUCAGCAGCAGGUUCAGCUUGCCACCUGCCUCCUGGCAGGCUGUCCAUCCAGUUUUGUCUCUUGUGCCAGAUAUUUAUGUACUUUGGCUUGGAUAGGAGACAGAAAUUAAAUCUCUGCACCGUCCCAGCUAAUAGCUUUGCACUAUCUGUCCAGUCCAGGAGUUUUGUGCCCCACUUUCAUAACAAUGACAUGGAAAACAACAGCAGAUCCUGUAGAAAGGAGUUGAACAGAGAUAAAAUAAAAACUCAGCUUGCCUUCUGUUAGGUGGGGCUCAAUCCUGGAGUUCUGUUUUCAUUCGACAAAGCAUCAGAUCCAGAUGUUCAAUGUAAUUCAAGGAGUUAAGACGUGUACUGUGUAUACAGUAGGAGUUAUGGAAGCAAUUGUGUGUUGAUAGGGCAUGUUUUAUGGCACCUUUAAUACCCAUUUAGUUUUAGCAUAUCUCCCUGUGCCAAAGCAAACCUUCCUGGGAAUCCUAUCUCUAUUCUCUCCCACAAAAGCUUGGCACAGCAGAUGCAGCGCUCAGUGGGUGUUUGUUUACUUCCAACCGCCGCUUCAAUCCGUCUUGUCCUUACUGGGUACAAGUAUGCUGCAUUGUCUCACAGCGGGAAGCACAGUACUGGUGGAUAGCUGGGCCUUUGUUUUGUGUCCAGCCGGAUGCCCAGGUGUGUGUGUUCUGGUUGCAGAUGGGAGGAGUUUCUUGUUUGUACAACAGCUCGCCCUCUGCUACUGUAGAAGCUGGAACCUGUGCCAAAACCCACAGUCCUCCACGUAUGGAGCCAGGCUGCAAGGACAGGAGGUUGCUAAGCCCCAGCGUACGUCAGUCCCACCGCUGCCCCAAAGGAUGGCACUCGCGGCCCCAUUGCGGCUCCCGGGGGCAGAAAUGUGCCCGGAACCUUUGUGCUCCUCCUCUCCAACGGCGGACGCGUGCGUGCUUUCCUGCGCGCUGAUUGGUCGGCGACUCAGAGGGGACGGCUGCUAUUGGCUGAGCGGACGGCUGUCCUAUGACUUCCGGUGCCCCCCGGUGCAGUGCUUCCGGUUUGUUCCGGUUGUGCCCCGGCCCCGCUGCGGUGCGCGAGCCCCGGCCUCCUCUGUGCGAGCGCGGGGCCGCCCCGGGCCGGCUGAGGGCGAGGAGAAGGGUGGGCAGAAGGGUGAGGAGGGGCGUCGGCGGCUCCGGCCAUGCCGCCCGUGAAGGCCGGCGGUAAGGAGGCCCUGGUGCUGCAGUGCGAAUGGGAGGCGUGCAGCUACGUGGCCUCCGCCAUGGAGGAGUUCUGCGGGCAUGUGGCCCAGCACCUGCGGCUGCACCUGCCCGGCGAGCAGCGGGACGAGCUGGACCCGCUCGAGGAAUACACGUGUCUGUGGCAGGAAUGUGGUUUCUGUUCCCCGGAGAGCCCCGCCGACCUCAUCCGCCAUGUCUACUUCCACUGCUACCACACCAAGCUGAAGCAGUGGGGGCUGCGGGCCCUGCAGAGCCAGUCAGAGGUGAGCCACUGCCAGCUGGACUUCCAGAGCCGCAACAUCAUCCCCGAGAUCCAGGAGAACUUUCAGUGCCUAUGGGAGUACUGUGAGAGAUCAUUUGAUAAUCCCGAGUGGUUCUAUCGGCACGUGGAGGAUCACAGCUUCUGUUCAGAGUACAAGGCGGCUGGGAAGGAGAACCACGUGGUCCUCUGUGGCUGGAAAGACUGUGACUGCACCUUCAAAGGGCGCUGCAAGCUGCGGGAGCACCUGCGCAGCCACACGCAGGAGAAGGUGGUGGCCUGCCCUACCUGUGGUGGGAUGUUUGCCAACAACACCAAGUUCUUUGACCACAUCCGCCGGCAGACCGCGCUGGACCAGCAGAGGUUUCAGUGUUCUCACUGUUCCAAGAGGUUCGCCACAGAGAGGCUGCUCCGUGACCACAUGAGGAACCACGUGAACCAUUAUAAGUGCCCUCUGUGUGACAUGACCUGCCCUCUGCCCUCCUCCCUGCGCAAUCACAUCCGUUUUCGGCACAGCGAGGAACGGCCGUUCAAAUGUGACUACUGUGACUACAGGUGUAAGAAUCUCAUUGACUUGAGGAAACAUCUGGAUACGCACAGCAAAGAGCCAGCCUAUCGCUGCGAGUUUGAGGCUUGCAGCUUCACUGCACGUUCCCUCUGCUCCAUCAAACUGCACUACCGGAAAGUCCAUGAGGGUGACUCAGAGCCCCGCUACAAGUGCCAUGUCUGUGACAAGAGCUUCACACGUGGAAACAACCUCACCGUCCACCUCAGGAAGAAACACCAGUUCAAAUGGCCCUCAGGGCAUCCUCGCUUCAGGUACAAGGAACAUGAGGAUGGCUACAUGAGGCUGCAGCUGGUGCGCUAUGAGAGUGUGGAGCUGACAGAGCAGCUAUUGAAGGAUGGAGAGAAACAGGAGGAGGCACUGGAUGGCUCCACUGAUGGUGUGGUGCUGUCUGAAGGGGAGGGCAACCUGCAGGGCAUCGUUCUGGAGGCUCCAACAGAGACUCCCUUGGUGGAGAGCAACGUGUCCGAGCCACACGUGGCCCUGCUGCAUCCUGCUGCCUGCUCUGCUGACAGCCCUGAGCGAGCACGGCCAAGUGCCUUCUCAGGAGCAGCGCAGUCCUCGGAACAGGAGCCUGGCACCCCGGCCAACCCCAUCAUCCGUGUGGUGAACCGGACCAACGAGCAUGGGGAGAGUGAGACUGUGUAUUACAUCAUGGCCAGCACGCCCUCAGAGGAGCGGGUGGCAGCAGGCGGCGGGCUGGCUAUGGAGCUGGAGGAGAAUGUCAUGGACCGUCUGCAGAAGACAGCCGAAGAGCUGGGUAUCCAUAUUGUGUGAGGUGCUCGCCUGAAAACCUUGGGCUUCCGUGGGGCAUGGUGCAGGGAGAGCUUGGGAAACUGUAGGGGGAAGGGGUCCAGCAUAUGUCUUCUCCCGCAUGCAGCUGUCUAGCUUUCUCCUCUGCCUCCCCCAUAACUUGUUCUCCAUGGGAUGGAUGGCACGCUCCUCUUCUGCCUUCAGUGCUUCCCUGAACAUCAUCUUCCCUGGCUCGUUCAGCCAGUGCUGUCAGAGGUGUUUGCACUGCCAUUCCCAUUUCACUGCGUUGAUCUCUGUGGGAGGAGAGGACUGCAGGGAGGCACUGGCCCUUGCAGGCUACUACUGCCGUGCAGCAUGGGGGCUUGGGGCCUUCCUGCUUUUGUUCUUCCCUGAGUUUGCUCCCCACAUUGGGGUUUGGGCACCUGGUUGGGCAGAGUGUACUUUGGAGAGACAAAUAAAGGUCAGACCGCCAGGCCAGCCAGUGUCUGGUGUCUGCUUCAGCUUCAUUUCUGCCAGCUGAGAGAUGUUGUGGUGCCAUGGUGAGACCAAGUUGCCUAGGGCCUGCAGCGUGGGGCAAGCACUGCAGAGCUGCCAGGAUCUCUUGGCACAUCCUGUGUGCUGCUGCUUGGUGCAGCUGCUCCCUGCCUAAAGUGCCAUUCCACAUCCCCAGUGGUGGCACUGGAAGGCCAGGUUUAGCUUAAGCUCUUGCUCACUGCUGUCCUGGCAUAGAUUUGAUUUUUUGCUGCCUCCUUCAGGGCAUCAGUGUCAGCUGCCUGUGAUGUCUUUUUUUUUUUUUUUUUUUUUAAUCUAAAGUGUAGCCUGAUAUUAUGAGCUGAGCCAGCUUGCCCUUUUGUAUGUGAUAUGGACAGUGUGAAGCUGGAGUGACCCUUGGAUCCUCAUGGCACUGCAUGUGGAGGGAGUGUGCCCUGAUGGAGGCAGGGGUGCAACCUGGCUGAUCUGGGCUGGACACAGACUUUUCCCCUCACUUCCUCAAGCAGUUCAGCAGAAGCUGCUGGAAUUCCAGGUUAAUGGAGAAAAUCACUUUACGCUAAACCCUUGGCCAUCUGCUCACUUUCUAAUUACAAGCACUGUGGGUGUGAUCCGUGUUUGUGCCCCUAGCUGGAAGUGAUGAGAGCAGCCCCUUGGGCCUGUGCCUUGGUUGAGAUGAGGAGCAGGGAUAAAGUGGGGAGAGCCCCCUGUCCCAGACUGAGUAGGAAGGUCUUCUGGGGCUACACAGGGGUGUAAAAGCCAGCAAAAUGCAACUGGAGCUAGGCCCCUUGUGCUUGGGCUGAGGCAGGGCAGGAGGCAGCUGGUUGCCCCAGCAGUUCUGAUGGCACACACUGCCAGAAGAUGCUGCUUUCUCUGGUGAGAGCAUCCCUGGGCUGCCAGCGUGCAGUAUGCCCAGGCCUUGCCCAGCCUUCCCUGCUCGGCGCCUGCUCGCUGUUGCUUGGCUGAGCUGGGCUGCAGAUACUUUCGAGAGAAGGGACUCAUGCCAAGUUUGCAUUCGCAGCACUGCCAUCUUGGCUCCCCUUCCAACACACGAGCUCUGUUGCCAAAGCCGUGGCUGCGCCGCUGCUCUCAAGCUGCAGCAUUCCUGCGCUACCCAAGUGUUCAGUGUUGGGAGUGGAGUGGUGGCUGAGUUGUCUCUUUAAACACUGGGUCCAGAGAGGGUAAUCUGCCAGGGAUUAUCUGAUGGGGAGAGGAUUGGCAUCAAGAGGAGCGUCUCCUCCCUCCCCUGGGCCCUACAGCAUGCCGUCCUGUGUGUAUGGAAAUCAAGUUUACUUUCUCCUGGGCAGUGUUUGGGGGCGAGGGGAGGAGAGCGGCGCCUGCGCUAUGGGGCUGGGCCUCCUCUUCCUCACCGUGCUGGCCACGCUGGUCUCCUGCGAGCACCCAGAAGGUAACAGGGUGCUUGGGAGAAGGGUUGCUUAUGGGGUGCCCUAGAGCUGCCGACACCAGCAAGGAGUAAGCUCCUGCUCUGAAGGUUGGUGCUGGAGAAGCCGGAGCUGGGGGCUGCGAGUGGGUGUGUGCUCCUCACUGCACAGGGCUCCUGGCUGGGUUGGGCUGAGCCUUUGGGCAGCACCUCCUGCAGGGCUCAGGGCUGAGGAGCUGCUGGAACGGGUGGUCCUCAGCCCCCAGCCCCGCUCUGCCUUGCUCCCCGUGGCACCAGGAGACCUGGAUACCUACUGGUCCGGCACCGCACCCAUCUGCAUGGGGGGCUGCAAGGGAAAGCACAAGGAGCUGAAGAGGAGCCAGUGUGGGAAUGGCAGCUGCUGCUGGCUGGGCUACAAGUCCUUCUGCCGAGUGAACUGCGGGCGGCCCGAGGCUGACUUCAACUCGGUGGUGUACGGCAACGACUGGUGGGUGGGCUCCGUGGUGCGUUACAGCUGCCGGCCCGGCUUCCUGCUGCUGGGGGACCCGGCCAGCGCCUGCCAGUCCGACGGCCGCUGGACGCCCAAGCCCACCUGCCUCCGGAUCUGCCUGCGAGGUCGGAUCGAAGUCAGCGAGCGGGACAUCAGCGGGAGGUGCUCGUCGUCCUGCAGCGCCCAGAGCCACCUGGGAGCCUCCCUGCAGCACGGCUGCAUCAAGAUCUCCUCCUGCAGCACCAAGCGCUCGGGCUGGGCGCGCUGGUUCCUGCGCUGCGAUGUCUGCGAGUGCGACUGCCACGUGCCCUGCGGGGAGUCCCGGUAGCGGUGCCCACCUCCGCUUCCUCUGGAUAGAGCUGAGCCUUCUGCACUGGGGUCUGCUGGCCACGCAUCUCCAGCGCUGGGCUUUUCCUUUCCGUGAUCUCCAUCCAUCCUGAAGCUGUCAUCUGGGAGAAGAGGUUUGGGACUUGCUGCCUUCCUGCCUGGCCCCAUGGCACAGGCUGCAGGGGAUGCUGUGAGCAGCGGGAGCUGGGCAGCUGCAUCGUGGACUUGGAGACCUCAGUGUCUCAGCCGUUUUUCCUGGCUGCUCCCUGGAGAAGGCUCACAUCCUCUUCUAGCAGGGAGGCAGCGCUGUGCCCGUCCUGCAGGCUGCCAUUUCUCCCUGCCAGCUCUUUCCUGCCCCUGUGUGCAGUCAGCAGGGCUGUCCUGCUGCUCCAUACAUGCAGGCAGGGCUUGGGGGGUGCUGUGCAUGGUGCCUGCGGGCUGGGGCUGCUCCAUCCUGCAGUGUGUGGUUUUGCUCUGAGACCCGCCCCCCCCCCUUCCCCAGGGAUAUCUCUGGGUAGCUGAUGCCUUGCAGCCAGGACAGGUAAGGAGAUGCGAGGGGCUGUCCUAAGCGCACAAGACCCCUCCUUGGUCCUGGUUCCUUGGGAUCCCAUCCCCGAGCCCCUUCUUCUGCCCCACGUCCCCCCACGCCCCACUGCAGCAAUGGUCACUGGGUGCCACGUGCUCCCCAGGGACAUCCCCAGAUCCCUCUGAAGCAGCAAUGGAAGAGCCAAAAUUGUUAUUCCCCGGGGAGAAAGCGGGGCGGGAGCAUGUGUAAUGGGAUCACCAGGGGAAACAGGCUGACCAGCAGCAGCACCACGGGUAAUUAAAAAAAAUUGUUUACAGGAAA
Molecule: messenger RNA, 8581 nt
Organism: Numida meleagris (helmeted guineafowl)
Lineage: Eukaryota; Metazoa; Chordata; Aves; Galliformes; Numididae
Gene: HINFP
Product: histone H4 transcription factor
Exons: 15
Coding region: 3431-5071 (546 amino acids)
Biological process (GO): regulation of transcription by RNA polymerase II; anatomical structure development
Molecular function (GO): DNA-binding transcription factor activity, RNA polymerase II-specific; RNA polymerase II cis-regulatory region sequence-specific DNA binding
Source: RefSeq, a predicted model, not a curated record